Phycodurus eques (leafy seadragon) is the source of this 3218-nucleotide messenger RNA. RefSeq names its product U2 snRNP-associated SURP domain containing (gene u2surp). Gene Ontology annotation, molecular function: RNA binding. Gene Ontology annotation, biological process: RNA processing. The transcript is spliced from 25 exons. The coding region runs from base 30 to 2927 and encodes 965 amino acids. NCBI's taxonomy places the organism in Eukaryota, Metazoa, Chordata, Actinopteri, Syngnathiformes, Syngnathidae. The record is from RefSeq and is a predicted model, not a curated record. Gene Ontology annotation, cellular component: nucleus.
UUGUGAUUGAGUUCCACACGGAAAAAAAAAUGGCGGAGCGAACGCCAGGAGGCUCUCAAAAGGCUAGUGCUAAGGCGCUGCUGGAAAGCAAACUAAAGUCUUUCAGCAUCGGCAAAAUGUCCGUGGCCAAGAGAACCCUCAGCAAGAAGGAGCAGGAUGAGAUCAAGAAGAAAGAGGAUGAGCGUGCAGCGGCGGAGAUCUACGAGGAGUUCCUUGCUGCCUUUGAAGGCGGCAGCGAGGGGAAGAUCAAAGCUUUUGUCCGUGGUGGGAUUGCAAAUGCCACAAAAGAAGAGACAGCAACAGAUGAGAAGAGAGGCAAACUGUACAAGCCCAAGUCACGCUUUGAUUCCCAAUCCAAAAGCAUCCUACCCCUGGAAACCCCACCUCAGUUUUCAACAGUAGACAAACGCCAUUCUGCCAAGAAGACAAACGAAAAGGAAAAGAAGAAGAGCAACCUGGAGCUUUUCAAGGAAGAGCUUAAGCAAAUUCAGGAGGAGAGGGACGAAAGACACAAGAUGAAGGGGCGAGUUAGUCGUUUUGAACCUCUAGGCGGCGUGGAGGGAAGACGUUCAUUUUUGGAUGACUGUGCACCCGGUUCGCAUGACGUCGGCGACCCAUCCACCACUAACUUGUAUCUGGGAAACAUCAAUCCUCAGAUGAACGAGGAGAUGCUGUGUCAAGAGUUUGGCCGCUACGGACCACUGGCCAGUGUGAAGAUCAUGUGGCCAAGGACGGACGAGGAGAGGGCACGGGAGAGGAACUGUGGCUUUGUGGCCUUCAUGAACAGGAGGGAUGCCGAGCGGGCCCUCAAAAAUCUUAAUGGAAAGAGUAUCAUGAACUUUGAGAUGAAACUUGGAUGGGGCAAAGGCGUGCCCAUUCCACCCCACCCCAUCUACAUCCCUCCAUCCAUGAUGGAGCACACCCUCCCGCCACCUCCCUCGGGCCUCCCCUUCAACGCACAGCCCCGCGAGAGGCUCAAGAACCCCAAUGCCCCCCUGGUCCCUCCACCCAAAAACAAGGAGGACUUUGAGAAGACUCUGUCGCAAGCCAUAGUCAAAGUGGUUAUCCCAACAGAAAGGAAUUUGCUCUCUCUCAUCCACCGAAUGAUCGAGUUUGUGGUGCGUGAAGGCCCCAUGUUUGAAGCCAUGAUCAUGAACCGGGAAAUCAACAACCCCAUGUACAGGUUUCUGUUUGAGAACCAGAGCCCAGCGCAUGUUUACUACAGGUGGAAGCUCUACACCAUACUGCAGGGCGAAGCACCAGUCAAAUGGCGAACAGAUGACUUUAGGAUGUUCAAGAACGGCUCUCUUUGGCGCCCGCCACCACUCAAUCCCUACCUCCAUGGUCCGUACGACGACGGCGAAGAGGAGGAGGAAGAGGAGGACUCUCUCAAGAAAGGCUGCUUGAAAGAAGAUGAGCGAGACAAGCUAGAGGAGAUGCUUCGUGGCUUGACACCCAGAAGGGGCGACAUCGCCGAGGCCAUGUUGUUUUGUCUCACUCACGCCGAAGCCGCUGAAGAGAUCGUGGAAUGUGUCACGGAGUCCCUUUCCAUCCUUAAGACCCCUCUCCCAAAGAAGAUUGCACGGUUAUAUCUGGUGUCUGACGUGCUGUACAACUCCUCCGCCAAAGUAACCAACGCCUCCUACUACAGAAAAUAUUUUGAAGUGAAGCUCUGCCAGAUUUUUGCAGACCUCAACGCCACGUAUAAAACCACCCAAGGUCACCUGCAGAGUGAAAACUUUAAGCAACGUGUGAUGUCAUGCUUCCGAGCAUGGGAGGACUGGGCCGUGUAUCCAGACCCCUUCCUCAUCAAGUUGCAGAACAUAUUCCUGGGUCUCGUGAACCUGGCGUCCGAAAAGGAGCCUGUCGGAAUUCCUGUUGAGCCCGAGCCCACAGAAGACAUCGACGGCGCGCCAAUAGGAGAGUAUGUGGACGGCUCGCCGAUCGAAGACAUGGACGGGCUGCCCAUCGAUGCGGGGCCCAACGACGGGGCCAUGAUCGAUGGAGCCCCCCUGGAUGACUUAGAUGGCGUUCCCAUCAAGCCCGUGGAGGAGGACAUCGAUGGGAUACCUUUCGACCAGUCCAAGGAGACCACUUUCAAGGUGGCGCCCUCAAAAUGGGAAGCCGUGGACGAGUCGGAGCUGGCAUCUCAAGCUGUGACCACCUCGAAAUGGGAAGCAUUUGAGCAGCCUGAAGAACCGAAAAGGUAUGCGGAGAACAGCGACGACGAGAAGAGCCCCCGCACGGCAACUGCCACCCCGAGCUACUCCAACCCCGUCAGGGACGACACGGACCUGAAGGCUAAAUUGUCCGAAAUGAACGAGGAGAAGCGAACCAAGCUACGAGAGAUAGAGGUGAAAGUCAUGAAGUUCCAAGAUGAGCUGGAAUCGGGUAAGAGGCCCAAGAAACCUGGUCAGAGCUUUCAGGAGCAGGUGGAACAUUACAGGGACAAACUACUGCAGAAGGAGAAGGAGAAGGAGAAACUGGAGCGGGAGAAAGAACGAGAGAAGAAGGACAAAGAGAAAGCGGACGCAAGGCUGAAAGAUUUGAAGAAGGAGAAGGAAGACACGCCGACCAGGAAAGACAAAUACUCGUCCCCGGCUGUCGAGAGGAAGCGGCGGCACAGCGCCUCCCCCAGCCCCACGCGUGGCAGCGGUAGCGGAAGACGGGGCCGUUCUCCGUCCCCUCGCUCGGAGCGGUCCGAGCGAUCAUACUCUAAGGACACAUCCUUGCGCCCCUCUCACAAGGACUCUCCACGCUCCGUUGUCAAGAAGUCCUCAAAGAGAUCUCCGUCAUCCCCUCGCACUCCCAAGCGGUCGCGGCGGUCGCGUUCCCGGACACCCAAGAAGUCGACCAAGAAAUCCCGCUCCAAGUCCAGGUCACCGCACAGCCGAUCUCACAAAAAGUCCAAGAAGAGCAAACACUGACGCCGACGACUACCUUUAAAAUCACCGCCACCACGUCGCAUUGUAGUAUAACGGAGCUGAUGGGGCUGUUAUAAUGUAAAGACAAUGAAAUGUGCAUGGGUGGGCGGGGUUCUCAUUGCUGUUUUAUAUUGUACAAAAAUGUGCUUGUGCUUGUCCACCUCCCCCAAACUCCUCUCAGUGGAACUUAUUGAGUGUGAUGACAAUAGUCCGCCUUUCAUUCAUGCUGUCCUUUUCUGUUUUUGUAGUUCUCAUUGAAAAUAAUUCCUAAUAAAAGUUUCAUUUCUAAUCUGU